Colossoma macropomum (tambaqui) is the source of this 1933-nucleotide messenger RNA. RefSeq names its product translocase of inner mitochondrial membrane 50 homolog (S. cerevisiae) (gene timm50). The coding region runs from base 1 to 1155 and encodes 384 amino acids. Gene Ontology annotation, molecular function: phosphoprotein phosphatase activity. The transcript is spliced from 11 exons. The record is from RefSeq and is a predicted model, not a curated record. NCBI's taxonomy places the organism in Eukaryota, Metazoa, Chordata, Actinopteri, Characiformes, Serrasalmidae.
AUGUCGGCGGUGUCGUUGUUCCCCAUGUGUGUGCGGGCGAGCCGGGGCCUCCUCAGGCUCAGGAGCGGAGCGGCGCUGGAGGUGGUCAGGGCGCUGUCCACCCAGAGGUCGACGGGAGGAGACAGCAGCGCUACCGGCGGACUGGCUCAGGCCAUUUUACAAGAGAGACUACAGCAGCAGCAGAGGAGUCAGGGCCAGCCCCCUCCUGAGGGGGAGGAGACCUCUGACCAGAAGCGAGAUGACCAAAGCGAGGACAAGAAACAGAAAGAAAACACAGCGUAUGCUAAGAAGGUGGUCCUUCGCCUAGCGGGGCUUAUGGGACUUGGCGGCGCAGUCGGCGUGGUGUACAUAUUCGGUAGCAACUCUGUGGAUGAACAAGGAAAUAAGAUCCCAGAUGAGUUUGAUAAUGAUGUUCCAGUUAUCCAGCAGCUCAAGAGAACCUACAAAUAUUUCAAAGAUUACAGACAGAUGAUCAUUGAGCCCACAAGCCCAAAGCUUCUUCCUGACCCGCUGAAGGAGCCAUAUUACCAGCCUCCAUACACUCUGGUGCUAGAGCUCACUGAUGUUCUUCUCCAUCCGGAAUGGUCGUUGGCCACAGGCUGGCGUUUUAAGAAGAGGCCUGGUAUAGACUAUCUCUUCCAGCAGCUAGCGCCGCUUUAUGAGAUAGUCAUCUUCACAUCAGAAACAGGCAUGACGGCGUACCCCCUGAUUGACAGCAUAGACCCUCAGGGCUUUGUCAUGUAUCGCCUCUUCCGGGAUGCCACACGCUACAUGGAGGGACAUCACGUGAAGGAUGUGUCUUGUCUGAACAGAGACACUUCUAAAGUCAUUGUAGUAGACUGCAAGCGAGAGGCCUUCAGCCUGCAGCCCUUCAAUGGCAUGGCAUUGCGCAAGUGGGAUGGCAAUUCAGAGGACCGCACGCUCUAUGACCUUGCUGCCUUUCUUAAGACAAUUGCGAUGAGUGGUGUGGAGGAUGUUCGUACUGUGCUGGAAAAUUAUGCCCACGAGGAGGACCCCAUCGAAGCCUUUAAAAGGAGACAAGCACAACUUGCACUGGAGGAGGAGCAGAGGCUGGCUGAGCUCUCUCAACAGAAGAAACAGGGCUUAUCUUUCAGCUCCAUCACCAGCCGUUUCUGGUCCCGCAAGCAGCAGUGAAGACUCUGCUCACUCGAUGCCUCCAGUCGCAGUCCACGCUGGGCAGUGACUGUCCAGUGGGAUGGGGCCUCGGUCACUGCAGAGGAUGGUGUAUCCGGGUGCUUGGGAGGGAGGGUACAGAAGAAGAGGCGAGACAUGAGGGAGAGGAAAAAAAUCCAACCAUCCAAUUCAAUUCACCGAAAGGGUUCUACCAUGUUUUCGAGUGGGACUGGAAAGGAGUCCUACUACUCUAAUAUAACAUUCGGUAUCUUUGUGUUGGCGAUGGCAUUCCCUGGACUGCACACACAGCCUACAGCCUGCCUUCGUCUGAUCUCAUUUUUUUUGUUUGUCACUGAUGUCUGUGUUGUUCCAAGGGGAGAGCUCAUACAUGGACUGAUUUUGGCCCACCCCUCAGAUCGCUCAAUGUUUCUAUUUGUGCAGAACAGAAAACUACUUUAGCAGCCACACCUUGUAUUGGACACAGUCUGAACUGAUAUGAAGAUUACAGAUUCCCUCUCACACUCAAGACUGACUGUAAUAGCCUCAGUUUAAUGCUGUACUUGGAUCACCCACUAUACUUUAGCAGGUGUGCUGGAGAGACUGCAUCAGUGUCAAAGGAUAUCAGUCUGUAGUUCAUAUCAAGCAAAGUCAGAUCAAGUGGUGAGACUGACAGGGGGUCAUUUCUGCUCAAGACCAGAAUGGUCCACUUUGUCUCAGUGUGCUUGUUGAUGGGUCUGUGUAAUGCAUUUGAUGUGAACCAAUUAAAUGACCUUCAAUAAACAAAAUAUGUAUUACUUUC